CGUAUGUAUAAACAUGGCAUCUAACGUGUACAUAAAAUAUAUAAUAUGGCUUCUUGGGUAUGUUUAACGAUUUUACAGAAAAAAGUAACCGUUUCUGUUUGGCUUUGAGAUCGUACGUUGCUGUAGAGUGUGGAGUACCCUUCUUCAACUUCCUCUGCUCCUUGCGUACUUCGUGUCAGUCAGCCGUAAGAUUUUUGCUACAUCGCCCUCGGUAACGCAUUGCACUGCUCCGUGAACAAAACUCUGGAUUGAGAUCAGAAACACAUUGACAUUUGACUGCGCUUGACUACUGAAUGGAAUGGGACCUUCUCCCCGCUCUGUAUCACGAGUAAUAUUGUAAACUUGCAAGCAUGAUCGGCAUCAUCAUCAUCUCCAUGAUGGUCCUCCUGGGCCUGGCCGGCUUCAAGUACUGGCGCUUCCGGCGCCGACAGGCCAAGACCGGUCACUACACCAACCUGGACAAGGAGGCGCCCAUAAGCCCCGCCCAGGUCCCGGCCGGCUCCUACCAGAACGCCCCCGUCUCCGCCCACCAGGCCGUGCCCCCCGACGUCCCCGCGGAGGUCAUGAUCGAUCUGGAGAAGGCGCUGCGCAGUACGCCCGGCGAGAAGAGCAAGCUGUUCGGCACCGGCAAGGGCAACUAUCAAGCGGCCGCCGGGGAGACGGCGGCCGCGCCCAGUCCCACCAUGCGCACCACCGCCGACCUGGUCAUGGCCUAUGUCCGCUCCUUCACUGACUGAUGCACUUGUUGCUCCACCGGACUGCGCUCAUUGCAAUUAUUAAAGAUUUUACAAAUAAAAAAAUUUAAUUUUAUACGCAAUUUAUAUUGUCUUAUAGGCAGUCGCUGCUUGGAUCGACUUUUGGCUUGACUAUUAAUUUUUGCGUUUUUAGAAAAGUAGUUAGAUAUUGUUUGAUUUUACCUUUUGGCAUAUUCUGAAAUAUGUGUUCUGGCAUAUUUUUAUUAUCCCGGCUUCGCACAAAUAAAAUGCGAUUUAUUUUCUUUGAA
Messenger RNA from Paramacrobiotus metropolitanus, 1003 nucleotides. RefSeq lists its product as uncharacterized. Bases 351 to 737 code for a protein of 128 amino acids. The transcript has 2 exons. The record is from RefSeq and is a predicted model, not a curated record. Lineage: Eukaryota; Metazoa; Tardigrada; Eutardigrada; Parachela; Macrobiotidae.